Messenger RNA from Penaeus monodon (black tiger shrimp), 1484 nucleotides. RefSeq names its product F-box/LRR-repeat protein 2-like. NCBI's taxonomy places the organism in Eukaryota, Metazoa, Arthropoda, Malacostraca, Decapoda, Penaeidae. The transcript is spliced from 7 exons. The record is from RefSeq and is a predicted model, not a curated record. Gene Ontology annotation, biological process: SCF-dependent proteasomal ubiquitin-dependent protein catabolic process. Bases 496 to 1080 code for a protein of 194 amino acids. Gene Ontology annotation, cellular component: SCF ubiquitin ligase complex.
UUGAGUCUUUUUACAUUUUAAUGUCAGGUGCCCAGCUGUCUAAGAGUGGAGUGGACUUGCUUUGUCAGAACCAAAAAUCCAUCUUAGAUCUUGACUUGAGCUUGUGUUCUCGCAUGACAGACUUGGCAGUGCUCUCUGUGUGUCAGCAUCUUACCCAUAUCAAGAAGCUAAAUCUCCGUAGAUGUCAAGGAAUUACUGAGAAUGGUAUCAGAGCAUUAAGACAGCUGAAGCACCUUGAGGAGCUGAACAUUUCCCACCUCGAUGCAGUCACCUCUGAGAGUGUUGAGGAAGCCCUUGGCAAGGAGCCCCGUCCCAGUUUGAAGUUACUCAAUGUUGCCUCACUGCCACUCAGCUGGAAGGCAGUCGUGAAUAUAGCAGCAUCACUGCCGAACCUGACUUUCCUAGAUGUAUCAAUGUGCACUGGAGGAAUCAAUGAUAAAGUGUACAGGCAAUCUGCAAGUCUCUAAAUAAGCUCCAGACCUUAAACCUAAGUGGAUGUACUGCAGUGACAGACAUUGGACUUGCUGGUCAUGGGCUUGGUCAGCAAGAACCGGUGCCCGAUAUAGGGACAGGCCCCUGUCGCUUGAAAAUCUUGGUGUGCGGAAUAGAGAUCCUUUUAAAGUCCCUCUAGGCUCGAAGGCAGAGCAAGUGAUCCGUAAAGAAGCUGAGGUUAAGAAGUACUUGAAGGAAAAUUUAGAACAGAUUGUGAACUCUACUGAAUUUGGGUUGGGUAAUCUCACAGGGUUACGGGAGUUGAACCUAUGUGGCUGUAUAAAAGUGACAGACAUCACCCUGACCCAUGCUUUACACCUGCAAGAACUACAGUACUUAAAUCUCUCACACUGCCAAGCGGUAGGGGAGGAAGGUCUUAUAAACUUAGCACACCAGUGCCCCAGUUUGGAAGUUCUCAUGCUAGUAGACUGUGGCCAGACAACCGAUCAAGUGAUCCUGGUCCUUUCACAUCACCUGAAGCGUAUUAAGACGCUGGAUCUACAGCGUUGCUUUAAGCUGACGGAUGAUGCUCUGGACUCCCUGAGCAAUUGGCACAACUCUCCAGUACUUAGAUGUGAGUGGCUGUGAGAAGAUGAGUCUGGAGCAAGUCCGUCUUGUCCAGGAGAGGAUCCCUCGGCUUCACAACCUGCACCACCGUGGUGUCAAGGAAAAGAACCCUUCAGAUGAAGACCCAAAGGACUGGCCUUCACAAAGUGCAAAAAUUCCCCCUCCUCCUCCUCUGCUGUCCAAGCUUAAGAAGAAAGUAAUACGGAGAUAGUGGCAUAUGGAGGAAGUGUGACUUGCAACCAGUGACAUUAAAAAGAGAAGAAUCAGAAUUGUGUGUUCUAGUUUGUUGGUGUUUGUGUGUGUUAUAAUGCUGAAAAUGAUUACAAGGGAAAGGGUUGAAGAUAAUAUUUUAUAUUUUGGAAUAGAGAUUCUUGUAUUGAUUUUAUCAUUGUGCUCAGGACUUUUGCAUAUAUUAUUAUAUAUCU